CGAACGACUCAUUUGCGAACUGCACAUCACUAUACGAGAGCUAUUGCUUCCGAGUAGAAGGUUGUCCAAUUCAAGAUGGCUGUCCCCUCUGAGCUUUACUGCUGGGAAGGCGAUUGGGGUUUACCUUCUGUCAACACCGAGUGUUUAAUUGUGUUGGCUUAUGCAAAGUUUUCAGGGGCACCUCUCAAAAUUCACAAAAUUGGUAACCCCUGGAGAAGUCCCACUGGCUCUCUUCCUGCCCUAAAGACCAGCGAGAAUAGCAGCCUCUCGCGGCCCAGUGAAAUCAUCAUCCACCUCAGAAAACAGAAAUACAAUGCAGACUUUGACCUUUCUGCCAAAGAAGGAGCGGACACUCUGGCAUUUAUCUCACUCCUGGAGGAAAAACUGAUGCCAGCUCUGGUCUAUACUUUGUGGAUUGACCCUAAGAACUAUGUUGAGACUCGGCGUUGGCACGCCAAGCACGCCCCAUUCCCCCUGAACUUCUUCCUGCCCGGCCGUAUGCAGCGGCAGCAGCUGGAGAGGCUGAGACUGAUCAGGGGUGACCAAGAGCUGGCGGCAGGGGAGGAGGUGGAGAGGGAGCUAUACCGCGAUGCUCUGGAAUGUAUGAACCUUCUCUCUCAGAGGCUGGGCUCAAACAAGUUCUUCUUUGGAGACUCACCUUCAUCUCUGGAUGCCUUUGUCUUUGGCUACUUGGUCCCCAUCCUCAAGAUGAAACUGCCCAAUGGAAAACUCCAGCAACACAUCAAGUCCCUGGACAACCUGAGCCACUACUGCUCCAAUAUUCUGGCUCUCUACUUCCCUAGCGAUAGACGAGAGGAUUCCAGUCACAAGGUGUCCUCCCAGCCUGAAGGGUGUGACUCUGACCAUGAGCCAAGAGUCACUAGACCACCAUUCUCCAGGUCUCCGGUCACUCUCCUCCCACGAGGAAGAGGAGGCAGAGGAGGAGCACUGAGGAUUGGGAGGAGGAUACAGCUAAUAUUCAAAGCUGCCCUCCUGCCUCUAUUUCAAAUACUUAAAUUGACACUCCCUCAGAAACUCCUUAGAAUGACUGGAUAAGUAUUAACCAUUGAAACUCCAGUUCAGGUGGAACUUUGACUACUGAUGAUCCUAAACAAUCCCUUCAGAUCUUGGAUUAGUCAACUUGAAGAAGGGGCAAUGGUUUGGGGGUCUGACUGGGUCAAAGCCUCGAAGUGCAAUCAGGAGAAAGAAGAAGGGAAGAGGAAGACUGUGAAAAUGUUAAGAUGCUUGAACACGUACCAAGACUGCUUUGAUGACUUACUUGGAGAAUUUUUGGGUUUUUCCUCAGCUUUAUUUUGAAUCAAUAAUUACUGAUCUAAAUCAUUCCAUUGCUUUAUAUCCGAUCCAAAUUAUAUAGCUUUUUUGGACUUUAGUAUGUAAAUUAUAUAAUUGAGGGAACAAAUCCCAGGUAUCAUUCAUGAAAAUUGUAUUGUUUCUGUAGAUUUAAUUACCACUGGACUUUUAGUUACAUUUGCACUUCCUUUCUGAACACUUGCCAAAAUUAUGGAUUUUGCAUAAAAAGUUCUAUUGACAGAAGGCAGAACUACAUUCAAGAACUAUAUGGGUGAAAAAUGAAACUCUUGUUAGAAAAAUAUAUCACGUUAUCAGUCCAAAAUGUCUGCUUGGUGAGUGAAGACUUAUGCUUAAGGAAUUAUACUGUUUCUCAGCUACCAUACAGGGCAAUAUUGUGUAACUGAGGGUUGCAAAAAGUGAAUAAAAUGUAUAUUUUUAAAAUCUU
This is a messenger RNA of Esox lucius (northern pike), 1756 nucleotides long. RefSeq names its product metaxin 1a (gene mtx1a). The record is from RefSeq and is a predicted model, not a curated record. The transcript has 9 exons. Gene Ontology annotation, cellular component: SAM complex. Bases 76 to 1056 code for a protein of 326 amino acids. Gene Ontology annotation, biological process: mitochondrion organization. NCBI's taxonomy places the organism in Eukaryota, Metazoa, Chordata, Actinopteri, Esociformes, Esocidae.